CUAAUGUCAUAUAAUCUCAAACCUUUAACAAGUCAACAUGUGGAAGUUAAGCAUUGCUUUUCUUCUGGUUACCUCAAUGUUAGGAACCGAGGCUAGUAAGUGUAUUAAUAUGUUACCAUCGAUUUUAUCGCCUGCAUGUGGAAUUGCUACGGAGUGUGUCUUCGGUGCAUUGAAUGGGUAUAUCGUAAAAUAUGAGGAUUGCAGGCGUAAGGAACAAGGAAAACCACCAUUCUUGAACAUACAAAGUGGAAAAUGUCCGACAGAUAAGCCCCGUUGUAACGGCAGUACAAUCAUUACAAAUUUAUAAUACAAAUUUUAAAAUAAACGGUAUUUUUUCUACUACUUGUAAAA
Drosophila takahashii is the source of this 351-nucleotide messenger RNA. The record is from RefSeq and is a predicted model, not a curated record. Lineage: Eukaryota; Metazoa; Arthropoda; Insecta; Diptera; Drosophilidae.